AGUCCUAAAAAUCAUGCAAACACUUUUUGGAAUUUUUGUGUCCAAGUGAAACAUAGAAUACACUGCUUUACUCGUUCAAUAAAAUGAAAUAGGAGAUAUCGAAGCUGGCACUUAUAAAUUACGUUUGGAGUUGCGCACAGGUGUUUCAUCCGUCAGCUCAAAUUUUGUGCGAAAGUAUAUGCAACAAUUGAGCACUGCGAGCAUGCGUUAACUGGAAGGGAUGUUUUUCUCAUAAUUUUGUGUUACUUCAUCAUUUGAUCAGAGUAUAGUGGCUAGUGAUCUGUCAUUGUUCAUUCGCGAAAAAAUAUGAUAUUCAUGAAUUUAGCACCCUUUUUAUUGGCAGUGGAGCAAAAUAAUAAUUAAAUCAAAACGUACGCUCCAAUUGGUCCUCAUAAUUGCACGGAUUUCAACGGACCAAUGGCAAAAUAUAACGAAAGCUUUUGCUGAUAAGUAACAUAUAAGUCCGGAUACGGUUGCCUGGAUUGGGUAUCAAGUUGACCUCCCUCCCGUUGAACCGGCACUCAUUAAACCCUCUCAGUCGUGUGUGUGAAGAGCAGAUGGAGACUCCGAUGCAAUUUUUUAGUGGCGGCCCAGUCGUUGAGUGAGCACAGUGUUCGAGCUAAAUUUUUCGGAGUGGGGCGGACUGAGCUUUAGCGAAAGCUUCUGUAUAGAGGCUCCAGAACAAAAGUUUAUUUUCUUCGAGAACGAUUUCAUAACAAUAGGAGUUGAAUCAUGUUUAUCGACGAUGUUAUCUACGUUGGGUUAUUACUCAUCAGCGUCGCGUUUGGAUCGUUUUUUCGUGAAAUAAAAAAUCCUGCUACGAAGCAGUGGGUGAGCACCGCUUUGGGUCUGACUAUUGCUUUUAUUGUCUCUGGACGUCACGUGGCUCACCCUUUGAUUUGUACCUUGGUCAACGCACUCAUUCUAACGCAAUGCCCGAUGCGAAAACGGCACGUCGCAUCCUUUUUCUUCUCAUUUUUUUAUCUCCUCGUCAUUUUUCGACUGGCAAGCUGGUUCGGGCUUCCAGAUGCACCGGCUCACACGAAUCUCGUACAAAUGUUACUUACCCUCAGACUCGUUGGUCUCGGCUUCGAAAUCGACGCGGCUAAGCGGGAGCCCAAUGAAAAAUCUGAAAGUUGUAAAGCUCUACUCAAAACCGAUUUUCUCGAUGUUUUUCAUUAUGGCUUCAGCUACAUGGGACUCUUGACCGGGCCUUAUUACCGGUACCGGACCUACUGGGAUUGCAUCAACCGUCCAUUCAGCAAAUACGCAAAUAGUUGGAAAGCGACAGAGGACAAGCUAAAGUUGAUCGGAGUUUUGAUAGUUCUGCAUCUCGUCUCAGGAUACCUGUUCCCAACGAACUAUGUUCUCACCGAGGAAUUUCGAGCUCGAUCUUUCCUCUACAGAUUCUGGUACACCUAUCCGACAUUUUUCACAUUCAGAAUGCGCAUUUUCGCGGGUAUGGCGCUCUCAGAGUGCGUUUGUCAAAUGGCCGGAUUGGGAGCUUAUCCGACGAGCUGCGAAACCGUUUCGGGCAAUGGCCCUCGAAACUACGAGGCUGCUGAAGCACUGGCUGCCGACGAGGACAAUCUCAAGGCUCAAACGAUGGACUUUGAAACAAUACGAAACAUCGACGUAUUCGGUGUCGAGACUUGCUAUCAAGUGAGAAAAGCAAUGAAAAUGUGGAACACGACGGUGCAAUAUUGGAUGGCGGUUUACGUUUACAAGCAAUUUCCAAGCAAAUUACUGCGAACACCGGCGACUCUGAUACUUUCCUCACUUUGGCACGGUUACUCGAUCGGGUAUCACAUUUGUAUCGUGUCCGUAACUGGAUAUUUACCUUUCGAGGACAUUUACAUGAAGUUUUACAAUCAAAUGAAGGAGGACAGCAUGGGGCAAAGAGCAUUUUGCGCAUUUUUGUUUUUCAUCCGGCUGACGUGGAUGUCGUAUUUGGGUCUCGGUUUCCAAAUACUCACGUUCGACGACGUCUACGGAUUUUACCGGGACCUUUAUUGGGCUGGACACGUGUUCGUCGGCGUCAUGUGGAUCGUUGGAUGCUUAUUGAAGCCUUAUUUGAUCCGGAGGGAAAAGAAAACCGAGGAGAUUGUAAAAGAACGCAAAGUUCAGUGAAUCGUUGAAUUUUCACGAGCGAUUGAAACUUCUUCGUGUUUAUUAUCAUAAUUUAUGAAAAAGAGAAUCUUUUUCGUCGUUUUACAAUCUAAGAACGUACCGUUUUCAUGACUGAAUUGAACUUUUAGAAUUCAGUGCGUUCGAGCUCGAAGAUUUUUUAAUCCAGUUGCCGAGUCCAAUGUUCAAUUUGGACUCGGCAAAUUCGCCCGAAGCAUCGUUGACCUCAAGUAUGUUUCACACAUUAAUCCAGCCUGAGACUCGAACGUUAAGUGAAUCUGUUUAUAUUUUCUAGCAAUAUUUCACUCGCCACGUUUCGUGGAUAGUAGAUAUUUGGAAAUGGACGUUUCUGUACGUUCUCGUUUGUUUUUAGAGUUAUACUGUUGUUUUGUUAAAUUAAUAUUUACGAAUAUCAGUGUCUUCGAACAUGUAGAAUAUGAAAAAAAUAGAAGUGACGUUAUUUCGAAGUAAAUGGCCUUUCUGUACGAGUAUCCACAAACUGGGAAUGAUGUAACGAUUCGAUUCGAUGACUCGAAGUCUUGUAUCAAGCUCGAGCGAGACUAGAAAGAAAAAAAAACAAACACAAUAAAGUGAUAUUUUGUUAUAAA
Molecule: messenger RNA, 2735 nt
Organism: Venturia canescens
Lineage: Eukaryota; Metazoa; Arthropoda; Insecta; Hymenoptera; Ichneumonidae
Gene: frj
Product: farjavit
Exons: 6
Coding region: 733-2130 (465 amino acids)
Biological process (GO): lipid modification; phosphatidylinositol biosynthetic process
Cellular component (GO): membrane; mitochondria-associated endoplasmic reticulum membrane contact site
Molecular function (GO): lysophospholipid acyltransferase activity
Source: RefSeq, a predicted model, not a curated record